This is a messenger RNA of Coffea arabica (coffee), 586 nucleotides long. Its product is annotated as putative EG45-like domain containing protein 1. The record is from RefSeq and is a predicted model, not a curated record. Gene Ontology annotation, cellular component: cell wall; apoplast. NCBI's taxonomy places the organism in Eukaryota, Viridiplantae, Streptophyta, Magnoliopsida, Gentianales, Rubiaceae. Gene Ontology annotation, biological process: systemic acquired resistance.
ACCGUUAGAAUUCAUCAUAAGAAAAAGAGAAAGAAAAGGGAGAUGACUACGAAGAAUUUACAUGCCCUCGUAGUUUUUGGCUUUGUGUUAGGUCUUGUAUCUCCAUCUUUGGCUACAAAAGGAACAGCUGUAUACUUUACAAGAUACUAUCCAAAUGCUUGCUAUAAACUUCCAACCGGCAUUAAAUUUGUGUCCCUCAGCGAUCAAUAUUGGGAUGGUGGAGCUAGGUGCGAUAAAAGGUACAAUGUGACGUGCAUAGGGCCAAGAAGCCAAGGUUCCGCCACCCCUUGUACUGGUGAAAGCGUGGUUGUAAGGACCAUUGAUCACUGCGUCGAUUGUGAACAAUCUAUUGUUCUUUCAAAAGAAGCCUUCACGAUAAUUGCUGAUCCUGAAGCUGGGACAAUUGAUGUCGAAUUUACAUUAUUAGACUGAAACCGCUCAAAAUGGGAGUAUUUGGACGGUACUCAACAUAUGAUCUAUGAGUUUGUUUUACAUUUAACUAGUGACAAAAUCAAUUGUAAGGAAUAAAAGGUAAGGUUCAGAUUGCAGAAGCAUGCAACAAUUGAGUGCAAGAAUUUCAUCUCGC